Coprinopsis cinerea okayama7#130 is the source of this 1431-nucleotide messenger RNA. RefSeq lists its product as hypothetical. NCBI's taxonomy places the organism in Eukaryota, Fungi, Basidiomycota, Agaricomycetes, Agaricales, Psathyrellaceae. The transcript has 3 exons. Bases 1 to 1431 code for a protein of 476 amino acids. The record is from RefSeq and is a predicted model, not a curated record.
AUGUCUGGUACCCAGGCCUCCGUAUUCAGCUUCCAGCAGAAGAUAGAGCAGCUGCUCGUGACGCGCCACUGCUCUGGAACGUAUAAUUUGGAGCCGGGCAAGGCCAGGCUUUUUUACAGCAACAAGAGUGGCGAUAAAGUAGGGUUCAUCGAUUUUGCCAGUCCCAACGGCGUCGACAACACUCAGCUUGAAGACCUCGUCAGUGUCUGCGAGCCCGCCAAAUUUGGUCGAGGCAAUGAAGACGUCCUCGACGAGUCCUACCGCAAGGCCUGGAAGUUAGAUGCAUCGAGGUUUGCCACCCAACUCGAUAUCGCAUCUUCAGGCAUCCUAAGCACCGUGAGAGAGGCGUUGCUUCAGUAUGGGAACAGUCGACACACCUUGGAAGCUCACCUGGACAAGAUGAACGUUUAUGGUCCUGGCUCAUUUUUCAAGCCUCAUGUCGACACCCCCCGAGACCGCGACAUGCUCGCUACCCUCGUCAUCGUCCUCCCCACCGAGCACGAAGGUGGCGACCUCCUCCUUGGCGAGGAGAAAUGGCAGUUCAACUCCGCUGAGAUGGUGUCCAAGUCCGAAAAUUCACUCGCAACUGAUGGCAUCGAAGUCACCAUGCACAGGCUGGCGUUCGCCGCCUUCUACAGCGACAUCGAGCACGAAGUCACCCCUGUUAAAUCUGGUUACCGUGUCACCGUCACAUAUAAUCUCUACUGCCGCAAGGGGCAGGACCCCCUGUCAUCGCGUGCCAGGAUCGAUAUCGCCCUUUCCCCUGCCGAGGUGACCCUCAUCGCCGCGAUGAAAGCAUUCCUCAGUAGACCCGAGAUCUUACCCAGUGGCGGCAUCGUUGGUUUUGGGUUGACCCACUUCUAUCCCAUAGAGCCAAAGGCGGACGAGGACGUUGAUCGGGCGUUCGAAGGGGUGUUGAAGGGCGGAGACGCGCUCAUCGAGAGGGUGUGUCAGUACCUUGGGUAUAAAGUCAAGGUCAAGGCACUCUACGGAUACGAGGAAGGCAACAUGGGGUCCUCAGACACACCCUCUGUUCGCCGCAUGGAUAGCUACCAUUCGAUGUAUCUCACCAACAGGUACACUUCGUCGAUGGACGAAUAUGCCGAACGCGUCGACCAAGAAAACGCAGAAGAAGACUGGAAAGCGUACUGGCUGGAAACGGGUGCGCAGGUCAAGAGUCUGACAGAUACAGGGAGGUCCAGCAGACGUAAGGCGGUGUUGUGGUUGACCAGGCCGAAUUGGUUGAUGGCGAGUAAGACUGCAUAUAUGGCGUAUGGGAAUGAGGCGUCGAUGGGCUAUGUCUACGGGAGCUUGGUUCUGACGGUUGAGGUCCCCGAUGCGAAGACCCGACUCGGGAAUGGCGAGGAAGAGGGAGAGAACGGGGAUGAAGGACAGGCGGAUGAUUCUUCCGAAUCCGAGGAGGACUACUAG